Messenger RNA from Pistacia vera, 1630 nucleotides. RefSeq lists its product as uncharacterized. Bases 46 to 1086 code for a protein of 346 amino acids. The transcript has 3 exons. NCBI's taxonomy places the organism in Eukaryota, Viridiplantae, Streptophyta, Magnoliopsida, Sapindales, Anacardiaceae. The record is from RefSeq and is a predicted model, not a curated record.
UCCAGCUGUUAUUGACAGUUUUGAUAGCAGUAAAAAUAUACGGUAAUGCAUCCAGAGACUACUUCAAAAGAAACGAAUAUAAACUUAAGACCGCUCUCUUCUUCGUUUACAUCAGCAAUAUCAUUAGAUCUCCCCUCAGUGGAUUCAGAAGGACCUAGCAAAUCCGGAACCUAUACUACUUCCUCCUCCAAACCAGAAUUGGAUGCUCAAUCGGCACCAAAACAUGUUUCCAGUACUGGCAACUCUUCAAGAUCAAAAGAACUUGACAAUGGGUCUCCAGUUCCCUCUUCGACAUCUCCAGCUUCUCAGGUAACCCAUGAAUCAUCGGUAUAUGAUUUGCCAUCAACACAAUCCCCUCCACUCCAAGUGAUGGACCGUUCAGGAGGAUAUGAUCCUCUUAGAAUCCCAUCAACUGUGUUUGAAAGAAAAUCCUCAACACCCCUGGAUUGGAGUGCUGCUUCUAAUGAGUCGCUGUUUAGCCUUCACAUAGGCAAUAACAGUUUCUCAAAAGACCAUGUUUUUAUGUUGGGAGGAGAAGUGUUGAAGUCUGGAGAACUUUCCAAGUCAGGUGAAUUUGUUACGUUUAGCCCAAUAUCUCCUGCUCCAGUGGAGGAAACUGAGGGAAAGAGUCUAGAAUUGGAGAAGAGUGAAGAAAUUGGAGAGUCAGAUGACAGCAUCAAGGUUUCAACAAUAGAUACCGCAGUAGAUCAAAGUAUGGAAAAGGGACCACCUGCCAAAGGAGCGCGGAGUUCUUUUAAUUUCUCCACCCAUUCAAAUGAGAGUGCUCGCUCAUUUGCUUUUCCAAUAGUGGAGAACAACAACAACGAAAGUGCAGGUGUAGCUUCUCCUUGUUGCAGAUCGUGUAGAGGGAAGAGGUGUGCAUGGCCAUCGUGCUACAGUUCUGAUUGUAGCUGCACGUUCUGCUACUGUUCAUUGCCAAGCUGCUACUUAUUGUGGCCAAGCUGCUACUGUUCUGACUGUAGCUGGGCGUUCUGCUACUGUUGGAACUGUAGCCUAAAAAAGAUGGUGCUGUCACUCUUCCAUUCCUACCACUUUAACAGAGGGACCAGGAGGCAGUUCUGCUAAACCAGAGGUUGAGAAGAACCCAAACAAGCAGCUGGCUGAUAAAAUAGCUUCAACAUCUUCUGCCUGCUGCUGUGUCACUUGCUCCUCUUGUCAUCCAUGUUGCUUCAGUUCUCGUUUUUUGCAUUGCUGUUGAAAGAGUAUGUGCAACUGAAUCCUUAAACCUCCUUCUCCUUCUGCCUGUUGAAAAUGCCAAUCUGAACCUCUCUUUAGCCUUACCAAUCACCACAUGUUGAGCCUAAGUGCAAGGGCUCACACGUAGAAUUGAUCGUUUAUCUCAAAUAAAUCAAAGCAAGACAAUUGGAAUGUAGCAGUUAGUGGUUUAUAGGUUGGCUGUUUUUGGUGCACAGAUGAACUUAAUUUUAUUUCAUGGGAAUAAUCUUCCAUGCGAUGUUGGGGUUUUGAAUUUUCGCAGGACAAAAGUAUGUACAGAUGAAUCUUCCUUUUGGUGAUGUAAAUUAGUCUUUAAUUUACUGAUGAUGAAUCAGUCAUUUUGCGCUGUUAACGAUGGUAAGAUGUUAAUGAUCAGAUUAAUCAUGUAAAUACA